AUGUCCGCAAAGACCCCCAAGAACCUCCGCCCACUCAACCGGUACAUCACCACGCACAAUGCCGACGGACAAGCCAUCUUCUCCAACGCUCUGUCCGAGGACAUGCCCAUCCAGCACAUGAAAGACGGCGCAGACUUUAGUCUCGCAUAUACCUCCGACCACUUCCCUGCGCAGCUCAACAAUGACACCGAUCUGACCGAGUACACCGGCUACCUAGCCAGUCCUCCCGGCAUCACGAUCUCCAGCGGCAAUGUCUGCCGUAUUGUUGAUAUCCAACCCGGCGCGUUGAGUCCCAUGCACCGCACUGUCUCGCUAGAUUAUGGCGUUGUGCUGGAGGGGGAGGUUGAGCUUGUUCUGGAUUCUGGGGAGACGAGACUGCUGAAGAGGGGGGAUGUUGCGAUUCAGCGUGGGACUAAUCAUGCCUGGCGGAACGUGACUCCUGAUGCUGUUGACCCUGUUACAAAGGAGGUUACUCCGCAGUGGGCGCGCAUGUUGUAUGUUCUUUCUCCCGCUGAGCCUAUGCAGAUUGGGGGGAAGAGUUUGGAUGAGGUUGUGGAUGGUAUUGGUGUUCGCCCUAGCACUUAG
Messenger RNA from Penicillium daleae, 585 nucleotides. RefSeq names its product cupin domain-containing protein. The transcript has a single exon. The record is from RefSeq and is a predicted model, not a curated record. The coding region runs from base 1 to 585 and encodes 194 amino acids. NCBI's taxonomy places the organism in Eukaryota, Fungi, Ascomycota, Eurotiomycetes, Eurotiales, Aspergillaceae.